Messenger RNA from Bolinopsis microptera, 4126 nucleotides. Its product is annotated as dipeptidyl peptidase 4-like. Gene Ontology annotation, cellular component: plasma membrane. The transcript is spliced from 23 exons. Gene Ontology annotation, biological process: proteolysis. The coding region runs from base 9 to 3203 and encodes 1064 amino acids. The record is from RefSeq and is a predicted model, not a curated record. NCBI's taxonomy places the organism in Eukaryota, Metazoa, Ctenophora, Tentaculata, Lobata, Bolinopsidae. Gene Ontology annotation, molecular function: serine-type peptidase activity; dipeptidyl-peptidase activity.
UUUCAAGGAUGGACAACAGAUAUGGGGAUGAUUACAAUGGAAGCUACAUUCCCAGAGGACCGCCAAGUUAUGCAGGCAGUAACCCACCUCAGGUGAAUGGUAGCUAUUCAGGGAGCAUACCAAGAGGUCCACCAAGCUUUGCUGGAAGUGUACCUAGACCUUAUGACAACAAUGAAAAAGAGUUUGAUGCUAACAGUCAUCAAAGUAAGGAUAUGAGCCGCUAUCCACGGGAUAACAAAGGCGACUACACCCAAUAUAAUCCGCACGAUUCUGACAGAGGCAGCAACAGGCCCGAUAAUGACCGUUACUACAACGAUCGAGACCGCCCUCCAAUGGAGCCCGGACGUGAUUCUUACGACGACCACGGUUCAUACAGACGGGACCCCAACGACGACCGUCGUGAUCCUUACUACGACGAUCGCGGGAGAGAACCGCACCGGGAUGACAGGCGAUAUGAUGAUCGGAGCGAAUCGUACAAUGGUAAACCGUACGAUCAGGCAUCGUACAGACAGGACUCAGGGUCCUACAGAUACGACGACCGCCCUCCACCUAGAGGCGGAGGUAAAGAAUUCUCCCAGUAUGACGACGAGUAUGACAGUAGAGGCGACCCCCGCUCCAGAAUACCCCAGGAAAACGGAGCCACCGAGGUAGAUGACGUCAGAUUAAACGAACGUGACGCAAACCCGCGCUACGCUGCUCAGACCGGGGCCGUGGAACUUGCUUACGCGCCACCGGAAGCAAAAGCGAAGAAAAAGCCUGUUCUAAAAGAGUUGAAACCGAAAGUGAUAAAAGAGAAGUGGAAAAAUAAACCCCCUAGAGAAAGAAAGAAGUACUGUGCUCUGUUCACAUUCCUUAUUCUUGCUGCCAUAUGCAUAAUCGUCGUCCCCAUGGCUAUAUAUGUAAGACUGUGGCACAAGUUAACGUGGCAAGACAUCAGGAACCUCCAAGUGGAACCACGGAAUAUAAAGUGGGGUCAGCACGGACAAUAUGUGUACUACAGAGAUUUCAGUAACAACGUCAUUGAAGUUGAUUUGAUUAACCAUAGCUGGGACCCCAUCUUUACAUUUGAACAAUGGAACAAAGCUGGGUAUGAUGAUUUCGACGUAACAGGACACAACAGACUUCUCAUCUUAGCUAAGAAUAACGGGACGAAAUUUCUACACAUGAACUUUGUUGAUCUUUACAAGUACAAGAUCGGAGAUACCAACAACGAACCCCAGAAGUUUGAGAGAAAUGUCGUCCAUUGGUCGAUUGCAUCGCAUUCCUCCGAGGACAGAUUGGUAUUCGUUCAACAAGAUCAGCCGAGUAACUGUUACAAUAUCCGCUUACAUGAGCUGGGUCCCGUUAGUAGAACUCUCAAGAAUAUCGGAGAGGUGUCCACCAAACCGUCCGUAAUGCGAGGAGUCCUCUCAUACCUCUAUUCCGAGGAGUUUUAUGGGAAGUCGUCACAAGGAUUCUGGGUGUCUCAAAAUGGAGAUUACAUAGUUUACAUGAUAACUGACACCAGCAACAUGAGUCCUAUCUCUGUACAAUCACCAGAGGAUCCUGAGAAAGAGAUCGUGUACAACUACCCUACGGUCCAGAACAACAAGAACCCACUAGUCCGACUGCGAAUGUACGACGUGUUGCGCGGUGAGAUAAUUACGGGAGCCGACGAAGCGCUCAACCCACUUGGGAAACAGGAUCGGGAAUACAUCACGUCUGUUUCUUUCCCAAACGCGAAGAAGCUACUGGUAGAGUUCAUGAACAGAGAACAAACCCGGGCCACCACAGAGGAGUGCACCUUGAACCUCAGCCCGACAUGUGAGGAUCUCCGUGUCUUGAGACGGAACAGUCACUUGGGGUGGCUGCCACGGUAUCCGGCCGUUGCGUUCCCUGCCCAGGAGGAUCUCAGUACACAGCAGUAUUACGUGCUUAGGCCAAGGGUUGAUAAACAGUUCAAUUUCACCCAUCUCCACAAAUACGAGACGACGAACGACCCAAACAGGAAGAUAGCCAUUACCACCGGGGAGUACGCUGUCACUGAACUGAUAGGAAACGACUACACUCGCAAACACGUAUUGUACGUGAGAACGGAAGUGCUGAACCCUACCCACGAGCGAACCGCCUCCACCCGUAAGAGAAUGUUGUGGAUGUACAAUGACUCUGCGAGUGGUGAGGCCCAGCACACUUGUAUCUCUUGUUUGGAACCUGAUGAUAGGUGUGAGGUUGCCACUGCUACCAUCGACAGUUCUAUGCACUGGUACCAGAUAUUCUGCCUAGGACCCGGUGUACCGUACGUAAGAGUAAAAUCAUUCGCCAACAACACAUACAACAUCUACGCAGACGAUCAGGCUAACAUUCAAUACCAGGAUCCAAGUAAACAAGCCCAGCUUCUUCAGAAGAAGUCACCUUCUGUACAGUACACUCAGGUAGAGCUGGAUAAGAACACUAACAUUUACGUGGCUGUAAAGAAGAUAUUCCCACUGUACUAUGUUAAACACGCUAAUAUUCUUAAGUAUCCGCUCCUUAUUUGGGUCGACCCUAACCCUGAAGGCAACAUGGCCAUGAAGAAGUACAAGUUAGAUCUGGCACAGUGGUUGGCGACCUCCAAAGACUGUGUGGUCGUGUAUAUGGACGUGAAGGGUACCCCAGGUCGGGGCCUCGCAUUCCAUCACUGGCCUUACAAAGACUUUACCAGACUCGUCAACAAGGCUGAACAAGCGAUCAGAGAUAUCAAGAUGUACUGGCACGUCAACGACAAUAAGGUUGCGAUAAUGGGAGAGAAGAUGGGAGGUUGGUUGGCUCUGAAGAUGGUUGAGAGACAGCCUGACUGGUUCAAGGCUUCUAUCGCUGUUAACCCUAUCCUUAACUUUGAGCAUUACAUUCAAGCGUUCUCUGAGCGGUAUCUGGACAAGUACACCGCCGGACAAACUAGCUCAAUCUACCCCUCCGCCGCCAUGGACUUAACCAAGUUGAGCACAGAAAUCAGGAAAAAGACGGCUAUAUACUACGAUCCGCGAAACUACGAGGUACCCAGUACCUACCAAACCAUGAAACCCUUCCUGGAGGGUGAUAAAACCACUGACUUAGAGAACUUUAACUUGUUUAACAUUAUGGAUGUGGAGGAGAGUUUAGAAGAUAAAGUGCUCGGUGACGUGUUCCUGGAUAUUGGGCUGAAUGUCACUGCAUUUUUGGAAGAGAGCCCGCAUAAUAUUUUCUAAGUUUAGUACUCAGCUUAUCAGAGGGGGUUGUUUUGUCGUUUUAGUGAUGAGAAUAUUUGUUUUUCUGUUGAUUUUGUGACAGACAUCAUUCAAAAGAUAUUGUACGCCGUGGUCAGCACGAAUGCUCGAAUGAUAUCACAAAUUUUAUAUUUCAUUUAGGUCUGCUUAUAUUUUAACCAUGAGUUGAUAUUAUCGAAAUCAGUUAUUUACAUUUUUUGCAUUUUCAAAGUGUGAUAAUUUUUCAGUAUAUUUGCGAAAAUGAAUUAUUUUUUGCCGGGUAGGGAGAUUUGUGACAUGCUGAGGUAUUGAAUAAGGUGUAAGGUGAUCGUGAAUUUAGCUUUUAUUUUCAUUUUAGUGAAACUUAUUAUUUUGAUCCGGUUCGAAGAAUUCCCAGUUUGCGUUCACCAUUAACGAGUACAAAAUAUAUUUUAUUAUGAACUAUUGUCAUUGAUUCAUGGUAUUGUGAAUCGAAUUUAAGUUUUGAAAUUUCGUGCUAAAUCAUUCAGUUUACAGACCUUAGAGGUGGUUAUUUUAUGAUUUUUAUUUCUUUUUAUUAUGGAAAUUCAGAGUUUUAAGAUCUUUAGUUCAGAGCUACAUGGUUUGUAGCAGUAUUACAUGAUUUACAGUUUAGUUCAGAUGAUUUAAUACAACCAGCUCUAUAAUUUUAAGAUUAACUUGCGUUGAACGAAAUAGGUUGUUAAACAGAGUUUUUUUAUUCAGCAGCACAGAAGAUGUAGCCUUUCCAAAUGAUUUGGUUUAUUUUGAACGGAAACAUACUAAUACUAUACCAUUAACAGAUAGAACAAGUUAUUAUUCAGAUGAUUUCAGAAAUAUCUAAUAACGUUUCAAUAAUAUUACGAUGUAUGACAAUAGAAUACAAUGUUAAUGUAAAUACUUUUGGUACUUUUAGAAAACCAUCAAAA